CAGACACACGCCGGCGCAGCGCCCUUCUCCUCGUGCCCGGCUCCGGUCAGUCCCUCGCCUCAGCCGUUGCCUGAAGGCAGCCGCGCUCCGGCACGCCCCCAUUGCCGGAGUUGGCUCCAUCCCUGGGACUUGCGCUUUCGUCUCCCCCUGCGGGGCCCUUCCCGCUCCCGCCGCCUGAGAGCCCCGCGCCUGCGGGAGGGUGAGCCGGGCCCCCGCCUCGGCAGCUCGGCUCCUGAUGGCGGCGCAGCAGCAAACUAGGAUCCAAGCCUACCUGGAGAAGAACAGGAUCGGGCCCCUGUUCGAGGAACUAAUGACCAAGCUGAUAUCAGAGACUCCUGACCAGCCAAUCCCAUUUCUCAUUGACCAUCUUCAGUCCAAACAAGGGAACCAGAGUCAACUUCAGAGAACAUUGUCUGGAUCUGCUGCUCUCUGGGCAGAAAGUGAGACAUCAGAAAACAAAGGAACAAGAAGAGAUUGCAGAAGUUAUGAUAAACCCUGGCAGGUAAAUGCAAAGAAACCUAGAAAGUCAAAGAGUGACCUCGCUGUGUCCAACAUUUCUCCACCAUCACCGGAAUCCAAGUCGCUGCCAAGGUCAAUAGAGCAUCCUAAAUGGGACUGGCGGAGAAAACCGGAGAGCCAGGAUUUUGAUGAAUUAAAUCAUAUUCUUCAGGAGAGUAAGAAGCUGGGGAAAGCCCUUGAGAAUCUCUCUCACAGCAUUGCUAUUUCUGAUGAACUUGAGAAGGAUGCAACAGGUUUUAAUACUCCUCUUCUAAGACCUCGUGUGAUUGGAGAAUGGGUUGGUCGCGCGGAGAAUGAUGCUGAUCCAUUGGCUGCAGAGAUGUUGCAACCUCCAGUACCAAGAAGUAAAAAUGAACAAUGGGAUAGUGAAGAUAGCAGCAGCAGUCCUGGAGGAAGUUUAAAGAUGGAACCAAAGACGAAAGGAUUAAAACAGCAACAACAGCAACAUAAGAAGCUACUGGCUGCCAUGCUUUCCCAGGACUCUUUUGAUUCUGUUCAAAGCACAGCUCCCUCAGUGACAGAAGAAGAUAUUGACAAUGAGGAUGAUGCAAUGGAACUGCUAGGUAAUUGA
Messenger RNA from Chelonoidis abingdonii (Abingdon island giant tortoise), 1090 nucleotides. The record is from RefSeq and is a predicted model, not a curated record. NCBI's taxonomy places the organism in Eukaryota, Metazoa, Chordata, Testudines, Testudinidae.